AUGUGGGUCCUCGUGAGGGCCUCGGUUUUGUUGGUCGAGAGGUGGGAGUCGAGGGUCUUGGAGAGGGUUUGUGGUGGGGCCCGGAUAAUGAUGAUGAUGAUGAUAAAGGCCUUUUGUUGGGCCCGAAGGAUGGAGUUGUGUUCGUUGGUGAUGGCCGCUGCAAUCGGGACACUAUGUUCUCGAGUAGCGUUCACGGGCAACAAGCAAUUGGGUUUUGGCUUCGAAUCUGCAAGAUUAAGUCCAUACAUGAAUACACAAGUCGACAUGAAUCAUAACCGCAUUUUAUUAGCAUUCGAAAAAGAAAAAAGGAAGAGUAAAAGGAUAAGUUUGACAGGGGCAGGAGGGUCAUUUCUCUCCACGGCACUUCGCAUCCCCAAGAAAAUAGCUAGAUCUUCAUCUACCUCUCUCAUUACCAUACCAAGAUCUCUGGCAUCACAACACAUCCCGAAAUUCCCAAUCACACUUACAAUCCAAGUGUUGCAAGAAGUGGUGAAAAUCAUGCUAAAAGUAUAUAAAUCCACCGACAGAAAAUGCUCCUGUGGGAAACGAGAAAACUGCCAGAGCUGCGAUUAG
Striga asiatica is the source of this 573-nucleotide messenger RNA. NCBI's taxonomy places the organism in Eukaryota, Viridiplantae, Streptophyta, Magnoliopsida, Lamiales, Orobanchaceae. The record is from the annotation of a GenBank genome assembly.